Molecule: messenger RNA, 4712 nt
Organism: Diorhabda sublineata
Lineage: Eukaryota; Metazoa; Arthropoda; Insecta; Coleoptera; Chrysomelidae
Exons: 12
Coding region: 1285-4515 (1076 amino acids)
Cellular component (GO): plasma membrane
Source: RefSeq, a predicted model, not a curated record
GUGUAGUCUGCAGCUUUGUGUGGAAAUCGAAGAAGUAGCUAUAAAUAAGACGUUGGUGGUAAGUUCCAUAUUAUUAUUUGAAAUAUUAAUUUUUUCGGGUAUUUUUAACAUCAUGUUUCUUGAAACUUCGUAAAAAAAGUUUGAAAUGCUUAAAACUCUGAUCGUGCUAUAAUUUCAUUACAAAAGUUAUUAUAAAAAUAAAAAAUAAAAUUAUAAAUUACACUUUAGAAAUCUUAUGAAGACUCAUUGUAACUUUAAUCGUUUUUCUCCUUCAACACACAACUUUAAAAAAACGUAAAUAUUUUGAAUGCACAAAAACAAACAAGAAAACGUGCAUUUUUUUAUCUUUAUGAAAUUCUUAUGAAAGUGGUGAAUUCGUCAAUUCGUUAUUGGUCUAAAUCAGAACUUUUAUUCAUCUCAAACAUUAUUUUUUCCACGAAAUAAUUAAUUAAAAUGUUUAAUACAAUCUUUAUUCAUAAUAUUUGAUAUAUUUAAUGCGCGAAACAUUUUAUGUGUUUUAUAAUAUUAAAUUUCACAUUUUUAUGAAUGAACAAUUCAAUUACAAUAUAGAAACGAGCGACAAUCUUUGGUGGGAGAAUGAAAGCAAUUUGAUGUCUUAGUUGUAAGAUUAUACAUUGAAGUUUUGUUUUUUUCCGAACUUUUUCUGAUUAUAUUCAUCAUUUCACUGAUAAUAUUAGUCGUAAUUCUUUUACCUAGAAAUUAUCACUAUCAUGGUCUUAAGUCUCCUUAAUUAAUUUUUGAUUAAUUCUGAAUUGAUGACAAGAAGCUCUUAUCAGAUGCUCUUUGUUGCUUGUCCAAUAAUACGAGAAAAUGUUUGUAUUAAAUAAAAUUUAGUUGUUUGUCAAGAAAGUGGGUUUAAAAAACAGAUAAACAAACAUGCUAAAAAAUGGUAGGAGAUUACAUGUUAUUCAUUGAUAUUGCUCAAAUUGUGAACAAUACAGUUAUCAAAUAAAAAACCGCCAAUAUUGUAAAGUUACAUCUAAAAGAAUGAGUGAAAUUGAAAAUUAUUAUUAAACUCGCAGGUAAAUAUUGCAAAACAUACAAAAAAUAUAAAAAAAUUAAGAAAUUCUUUAGAAUUGAAUUGAAAGUAUUCUCCCAGUUGCACUCAAGCAAAAGGUCAUGUUAGAUAAGUAUAUUUUUAUCGCUCCUUAUUAAAUUUACUAAUAGCAAAAACUGAAGCUUAUCAAUAAUUAACAACAGUUCAAUAUUCUUAUUUAUGUUGGCAAGUUUUCAUAUUUGUGUUUUUUCAGAUUUUAUUUGAAAAUGGUUCGGAAUGUGGUGCUUUUGUUAAUAGUGUUAAUAGCCAUAACAAGAACAAAAGCAGUUGUAACAAAUGAAGAUAUCAGGGUAGCAAUUUUACAAAUAGUGAAAGUUGUUAGAGCGACGGAUGAUAAGUUAGAAAGGCAUGAAUUUCGUGAUAGGGCCGUUAGUGAACAAUUGAAAAAAGGUUUGAUCAACAUCGAUAGAAAAAUCAAAAUGUUGGAUCCACUUAAAGGGACAGUUGGUAGAUUAGAUGAAAGACUCGCCGCUGUCGAAACUAUACUCAUGCAGAAAAACGAAGGGGAAAAAAUGCAAUUGCAAAGAACGUAUGAAGCCGUUAUUGACAUACAAAAAAAUUUGCCAGUUUUAUUGGAAGAAAUGAAAAAUGAGAUAAUAUCUAAAAUUACAGCACACGAACCACCAGCUCAAAUCACGGAACCAACUAUUUCAAAAAAAGAUUUUGAAAAACUAGAAAAAGAAUUCAUAAACAAAAUUGAUAAAGUUAGUAAUAUCAUAGGAAACAUAGAAACCGAACUUCCCAAAUUAAAAGAAGAUUCGAAACACGUAAAAGACAUUCACGAUAAGUCUUCAGAUAAUCUCGAAAAAUUAAAAAAACAUAUUGACGAUAAUCAACAGCUAUUGACGAAGUUCGACAAGAAAUUAUCGGAGUAUAAUAAUAAAAUUCCGAACAUUUCAAGUGAUAAAGGACAGGAUGAAUUGAAGCAGACCAUUGCAAAAGUUUUGGAUAGUCAAAAAUCUACGACGAAGGAUAUACAGCAGGAUAUAAAGAACUUACAGAAUCAAGUUAAACAAUUACCACAAAAAGAUGAUAUCACCAGGAGCCAAAGUAGUAUUUUGAAUAAAUUAACAAAUGGAACUAAUUGCCACGUUCCCUCAUUAGAAAAAGAUAUAAGCAAAAUUUUAGUUGUGGCAAACAAAAGUCACAAUGAUACUGUUAAAAAUACAAAUGUUUUAAUAACAGUUACAGAUACCUUGAGGAAAGGCUUUGCUAAUGCGAAUAACGCUUUGGAUAACCAGAACAAACACUUGAAUGAAGUUUUGCAAAAUAUAAAAGCUUUACACAAUCAAAUAAGCAAACUUCCUCAAAAAGAUGCAGAGGUUAAAAGUCUACGUCAUUUAGAAGAUAUUUUGAAUCAUACCAGAGAAAAUCAAAAAAACACGCGUCAAAUUUUAAAUAAUAUCGAUACAAGUCACAAGGAAACUAACCAAAAUAUUAAUGGUUUGUCAGAAAUUACAAAUGUUGCAAUGAAGAGUUUAGCUAAUGUUAAUAAUGCUAUCGAUAACGAGAAAAUUACUACAAAUGAAAUUCUGCAAGAUUUAAGAAAGUUAGAAAACAAAUUUGUCCAACCAGAAAAUCAAUCAUCAGUAUUAAUAAAAUUGGAAGAAAUACUCAAUGAUAUACGUAAUAAUCCUUCAUGGAAUGAAAUGAAACAAGCUUUAAAUAAAAUUAACGACAAUCUUAAUAAUGGUCAAGACAACAUUGUUAGAAAUAUCAAUGGUGUCACAGAAGUAGCAGCUACUUUAAUAACGAGUGUUUCAAAUACAAAUAACGCUAUUGAACAAAUCUCGCGAAAUAUGACGAGAUUAUUAAAUGAUAUUAAUCAAGUAGCAACCGAAGGACCAUGUGGUUCUAAAAACAACACAUCAUCUUUGAAAGAUCUUCAUAAUAUUCUAGUUGAAAUCACCAAUAAUAUUGCUAGAAAUCAUGGUGAUACUACGAAUAAUCUACGUAAUUUGGCAGAUAUGGCCUCUAAUUUGAUUAACAAUAUGGCAACAAACUACGCUUUGGAUAACCAGAACAAGAUCGUUAAUGAAGUUUCACAACACGUGCAGGUCCUGCAAAAUAAAAUAAACCAACUUCCUCAAAAAGACGCGGAACUUAAAAGUCUACAUAGUUUAGAAGACAUUUUGAAUCAUACUCAAGAAAAUCGUAGGGAAAUAAGUGUAAUUUUAAGUAAUAUUAAUGAUACUAAACAAUAUUUCAACGGUUUGUCAGAAAUAGCAAAUGAUUUAGCGAAGAGUUUAGCUAAAGCUAAUAAUGUACUCAACAAGCAAAAAACUACAACGGAUGAAAUUUUGCAAGAUUUUAGAAAAUUGCAAAACUCCGAUAAUCAAUCAAAUGUAUUAGGAAAAUUAGAAGAAAUACUGAAAAGCGUCUAUAAUAACCCCUCAGUAAAAGAAAUGAAAGAAGCUUUAGAUAAAAUGAACAAUAAUCUUAAUAUUAGUCAAGAUAACAUUAUUAAAAAUAUAAAUGGUUUCACAGAAGUAGCAGCUACUUUAAUAACCAGUGUUUCAGAUAAAAAUAAUAGUUGCAAUGGACAAAAAUCAGAUGUCAAAGAAAUUCAACAAAAUAUUAAGUAUCUGGAAGAGAAAAUCGAUGAAUUACCACACAAACAUGAUAUCAACUCAACACAAAAAAAAACUUUACAAGAAUUAGAAAAUAUAUCAAACAAAAUAUCUAGUUGCCAAAGCGAUGGAGUCAAAAACAUUUUAGAGGAAAUAAAUAAAACCAUCAACAGAACUCACGCAGAUGCAAUUGAGAAACUAAACGAUUUGUCAGAAAUAACAAGUACUUUAGGAAAUAGUUUUGCCAAUAAUUAUGAUAAAAUACGUGCUGAAAUACAAAAUCUUUCUGGAUUAGAUCAAGUAAUAAUCAAAACUGCUGAUACUGUAAUAGAUACGAAACGUCGAGUAGAAUUUGCGGUACAUAACAUCGUAGCAGAAAUGACAAAACAUUCUAAAGAAGAUGUCAAACAUAUUAGUCAAUCAAUAAACGACAGAUUAGAUAUUUUCGAACAAUCCAUAUUAGAUGAAGAUUCUGGAGCAUUAGCGAACGUAACAUCGAAGAUUGAAUCUGAUAUACAACAAGUUUGGAGGCAAAUAGGUAUUAUGUAUCAACAAAUGAGUAGUAACUCAGAAGCCUUGGAACAUUUGCAGAAUCAGACUGAUUUGUACGUCAAUGGAUCUCUUGGAACAAUGAACAACGUUAAAGGAAAAGUUGGUCAAAUAACUAACAGAAUAAUAGAAGUUGAUGAAAACCUCAAUUACCUUUUAGGUAGAUUAUCUUUAGUAACACAAGAAUUUAACCGAAUCAAAACUGGUCUAACAUCAGCCUUGGAUCAAAUAAGAGGAAGUUUCCACGCUGUUCAAAGUAAGCUGAAUGAAGGUCCCGGACCUCAUCCAAUCGAAAACGAAGAAGUGCCCUUGAAUUGAAUCUUUUAUGAGUGAAUAUUUAUUAUACUUUUCGUUAAGUGGAAAAUAUGUACUUUAGAUUAAGUAGGAUUUAUUUCUUUUAUCUUUGCUUGAAUGUUUAGAAUAUCGUAAAUUAUUUUUAUCCUGGAUCAAUAUCCAGUAUAAUAUCCAAUAUAAUUAUUUGAGAAUACUUAUAAUUAAAAAAUUUUCUACUGCAA